This is a messenger RNA of Mustela erminea (ermine), 4683 nucleotides long. RefSeq names its product hypoxia up-regulated 1 (gene HYOU1). The transcript has 26 exons. The record is from RefSeq and is a predicted model, not a curated record. Gene Ontology annotation, cellular component: endoplasmic reticulum chaperone complex. Gene Ontology annotation, biological process: negative regulation of hypoxia-induced intrinsic apoptotic signaling pathway; cellular response to hypoxia; endoplasmic reticulum unfolded protein response. Gene Ontology annotation, molecular function: ATP-dependent protein folding chaperone; ATP binding. The coding region runs from base 230 to 3256 and encodes 1008 amino acids. Lineage: Eukaryota; Metazoa; Chordata; Mammalia; Carnivora; Mustelidae.
GGCCGGGCGCGCGGCGCAGGGCCGGGCGGCGGAGGCUCCAAUGAGCGCGCGCCGCGUCCGGGGCCGGCUGGUGCGCGAGACGCCGCCGAGAGAUUGGUGGCUAAUGUAACAGUUUGCAAACCGAGGGGAGUUGUGAAGGGCGCGGGUUUGGGGGCGCGCUGCCGGCCUCGUGGGUACGUCCGCCGCCGCGUUUGUCCCAGAGCUGGGGCCGCAGGAGCGCAGAGGCACAAUGGCAGCCACCAUCAGGAGGCAGAGGCCGGGGAGGCUAGCCUGUUGGGCUGUGAUGGCUGUGCUCUUGGCCGACCUGUUGGCACUGAGUGACACACUGGCUGUGAUGUCUGUAGAUCUGGGCAGCGAGUCGAUGAAGGUGGCCAUCGUCAAACCCGGAGUGCCCAUGGAAAUUGUCUUGAACAAGGAAUCCAGGAGGAAAACCCCAGUGACUGUGACCCUGAAAGAAAAUGAAAGAUUCUUUGGAGACAGUGCAGCAAGCAUGGCCAUCAAGAAUCCAAAGGCGACACUGCGUUACUUCCAGCACCUCCUGGGGAAGCAGGAGGGAAACCCCCACGUGGCCCUUUACAGAGCUCGUUUUCCAGAGCAUGAGCUAGGCUUCAACCCACAGAGGCAAACCGUGCACUUCCAGAUCAGCCCGCAGCUACAGUUCUCACCUGAAGAGGUGCUUGGCAUGGUUCUCAACUACUCCCGUUCCCUGGCUGAGGAUUUUGCUGAGCAGCCCAUCAAAGACGCGGUGAUCACGGUGCCGGCCUUCUUCAAUCAGGCUGAGCGCCGGGCCGUGCUGCAGGCCGCACGCAUGGCCGGCCUCAAAGUGCUCCAGCUCAUCAACGACAACACCGCCACGGCCCUCAGCUAUGGGGUCUUCCGCCGGAAAGAUAUCAACACCACCGCCCAGAACAUCAUGUUCUACGACAUGGGCUCUGGCAGCACUGUGUGCACCAUCGUGACCUACCAGACAGUGAAGACCAAGGAGGCGGGGAUGCAGCCGCAGCUGCAGGUCCGGGGUGUGGGAUUUGACCGUACCCUGGGGGGCCUGGAGAUGGAGCUCCGGCUGCGUGAGCACCUGGCUAAGCUUUUCAAUGAACAGCGCAAGGGCCAGAGAGCAAAGGACGUGCGGGAGAACCCCCGUGCGAUGGCCAAGCUGCUGCGGGAAGCGAAUCGACUUAAAACCGUCCUGAGUGCCAACGCUGAUCACAUGGCACAGAUCGAGGGCCUGAUGGACGAUGUGGACUUCAAGGCGAAAGUGACCCGAGUAGAGUUUGAAGAGCUCUGUGCAGACUUAUUUGAGCGGGUACCUGGGCCCGUACAGCAGGCUCUCCAGAGUGCUGAGAUGAAUUUGGAUGAGAUUGAGCAGGUGAUCCUGGUUGGCGGGGCCACUCGGGUCCCUAAAGUUCAGGAGGUGCUGCUGAAGGCUGUGGGCAAGGAGGAACUAGGGAAGAACAUCAAUGCAGACGAAGCAGCUGCCAUGGGGGCCGUGUACCAGGCAGCCGCGCUCAGCAAAGCCUUCAAGGUGAAGCCAUUUGUAGUCCGAGAUGCGGUCCUCUACCCCAUCCUGGUGGAGUUUACAAGGGAGGUGGAGGAGGAUCCUGGGGUUCGCAGCCUGAAGCACAAUAAGCGUGUUCUAUUCUCACGAAUGGGGCCCUACCCUCAACGCAAAGUCAUCACCUUUAACCGCUACAACCACGACUUCAACUUCCACAUCAACUAUGGCGAUCUGGGCUUCCUGGAGCCCGAGGAUCUUCGGGUCUUCGGCUCCCAGAAUUUGACCACGGUGAAGCUAAAAGGUGUGGGUGAGAGCUUCAAGAAGUAUCCCGACCACGAGUCCAAGGGCAUCAAGGCUCACUUCAACCUGGAUGAGAGCGGCGUGCUCAGCCUCAUCAGGGUGGAGUCUGUGUUUGAGACCCUGGUGGAGGAUAGCCCUGAGGAGGAAUCCACCCUGACCAAACUUGGCAACACCAUCUCUAGCCUGUUUGGAGGGGGCACAACGGCAGACACUAAAGAGAACGGUACAGACGCUGUCCAGGGGGUGGGGGCGUCUGUGAUUGUUUCCCAGGAGGAGGAGGAAAGCCCUGCUGAGGGGAGCAAGGAUGAGCCUGGGGAGCAGGCAGAGCUCAAGGAGGAGGCUGAGGCCCCCGCGGAGGACACUUCUCAGCCCCCACCUGCUGAGCCCAAGGAGGAUGCAGCCCCUGAGGAAGAAAAGGCUGCAGAAAAAGAAAAUGAGGAAAAGUCUGAGGCCCAGAAGCCAAGUGAGAAAAAGGAAACAGGGUCUGAGGGUGUUCCUCCAGCCCCAGAGGAAGAAAAGAAGCAGAAGCCUGCCCGGAAGCAGAGAAUGGUAGAGGAGAUCGGGGUGGAGCUGGUAGUCCUGGACCUGCCUGACUUACCUGAGGAAGAGCUGGCCCGCUCAGCGAAAAAACUCCAAGACUUGACACUCCGAGACCUAGAGAAGCAGGAACGGGAAAAAGCUGCCAACAGCUUGGAAGCUUUUAUCUUUGAGACCCAGGACAAACUGUACCAGCCUGAGUACCAGGAAGUGUCCACUGAGGAGCAGCGUGAGGAGAUCUCUGGGAGGCUUAGCGCGGCCUCCACCUGGCUGGAGGACGAGGGCUUUGGGGCCACCACCGUGAUGCUGAAGGAGAAGCUGACUGAACUGAGGAAGCUAUGCCAUGGGUUGUUUUUUCGGGUGGAAGAGCGCAAGAAGUGGCCUGAACGGUUGUCUGCCCUUGAUAAUCUCCUCAACCAUUCCAGCAUGUUCCUCAAGGGUGCCCGGCUCAUCCCAGAGAUGGAUCAGAUCUUCACUGAGGUGGAGAUGACAACAUUAGAGAAAGUCAUCAACGAGACCUGGGCCUGGAAGAAUGCGACCAUGGCCGAGCAGGCCAAACUUCCUGCCACAGAGAAGCCCGUAUUGCUCUCAAAAGACAUUGAGGCCAAGAUGAUGGCCCUGGACCGUGAGGUGCAGUAUCUGCUCAAUAAGGCCAAGUUUACCAAGCCCCGGCCCCGACCCAAGGACAAGAACGGGACCCGGGCAGAGCCUCCCCUCAAUGCCAGUGACCAAGCGGAAAAGGUCAUCCCUCCACCAGGCCAGACUGAAGAUGCAAAGCCCAUUUCAGAACCUGAGAAAGAGACUCCAGGAUCUGAACCGGCUGAUGCUGAGCCUCUGGAGCUGGGAGGUCCUGGAGCAGCAGAACCGGAACAGAAGGAACAGCCAACAGGACAGAAGCCAACUUUGAAGAAUGAUGAACUAUAACCCCCAGUUCCCAUUCAUCCUGCCCCCUUCUCCUACCUCCUCUAUUUAUUAAACAUCAAGGGUGGGGGGAGGGGUUGCUCCUGCCCUCACAGGCUUCAGUUCCUUUUCUCUCACCUUGAUCAGAGGUGUGGAGAAGGGGACGGAAGGGACAGCUCACCAGUUCCUUCUGCAAUGGUUCUGUGGUAAAAACUGAAAUUGCUCGAUUUCCUAAUCCCACCCCUGGUUCCCUACCCAUCCAGGCCCUAAUUUGGGAAAAAUCACUAUUAUGUCUUAAUUCUUUGCCUGUGGGUAGGUGAGAGAUUGACCGUGAGGGGUCAACGGACCUGGCAGGGGGAGGGGUGCCCUGGGAUAUUAGAGUCUCCAGUCUUCUCUGUCCUCCUUCCUGCUCCCUCUUCCACCACGAAGUCCGCCCUACAGGGGCCAGUGUCUACAGAGCCUUGGUUACCAGGUCUGGUUUCUGAGUGCCUAUCUCUGCUCUUUUCUUCUCCACGGUCUUGUCUUUCCCUAAAAGGCCUCAUCCCCAGUGACUCCUCUUCCCAUGGUUUCCUUGCCUUCCUGUGGCAAGUUAGGCAGCUGCUGCCUCCUGCCCAAGCCCUUCUAUCCAGGCAGGCUGCAGCAAAGCUAGAUUAAUCCCCACCUGCUUGUGCACCGCCCCCCAGCAUUCCCCCCUCCGGUGGCCAGAGUAGGCAGGGAGAAAGCGAAGGAGGAGAGAGAUGUGUGAAAAACCCAGAGCUCCCACUUGCGGGCUCUCAGGCCCAGGAGAGCGUGCGGAAUGGCCUGCGUGGGAUGCCGGCCUCCUGUGAGCACUGUCGGAGUCUGCAUCGGCCCAAUAGCCUGUUCCUCCAUGUCCCUAUGACUCUUGGCCCCCUGCUCUCUCCCCUUUUCCCCCCCAGACAUAGCCUUUCCCUGGCCCCCUAGCCCCCUGGGCUGACCAAAAUGUGCUUUCUACUGUGAGCCCCUAUCCUAAGACCCUGGGAAAAGGAGAAGCCGUGGUGUGAAUGUAAAAAGGCCACCUCGCCCUUUUCGCGACAGGCCUUGUCGGGGACAGAAAGGGGUAGGGGCUGGCCUGCCUUUCUUGAGUUGCUCUGCUGAGAUGGGGGCUCUUGACCCACCGUGCCCAUGUUGGGGAGCCUACCCUCCGUAUCCCGAAUGGAGCAGGAGCCACAGCUGCCACCCAGCUCCCAGGGUAAGGGGGAAUCUGGUUGUGUCUGUCUUCUGUCCUUUUUUUUUUUCCCUUUUUUUUUUUUUUUUUUUUUUUUUUUUUUUUGCCACAUUGGCAGAAAUGAGACCGCAGGGUCCCACCCCGUUCUGUAUGUUUGAGUUCUUUCACUAGCGGUUGAGGCUGGUUGGACAGGUUUGAGUCAAAUUGUACUUUGGUCCAUUGUUAAUUGAGAAACUGUUUCAAUAAAAUAUUCUUUUCUACAGUU